This is a messenger RNA of Aureobasidium subglaciale EXF-2481, 408 nucleotides long. RefSeq lists its product as uncharacterized. The coding region runs from base 1 to 408 and encodes 135 amino acids. The transcript has 2 exons. The record is from RefSeq and is a predicted model, not a curated record. Gene Ontology annotation, cellular component: plasma membrane. Gene Ontology annotation, molecular function: water channel activity; glycerol channel activity. Gene Ontology annotation, biological process: glycerol transmembrane transport; water transport. Lineage: Eukaryota; Fungi; Ascomycota; Dothideomycetes; Dothideales; Saccotheciaceae.
AUGGCUGGCUGCUAUAUUGCUGGUCGAAGCUCUGGAGCACAUCUCAAUCCGGCUACCGCAAUCAUACUCGACGUCUUCCGUGGCUUCCCGAAAAACGAAAUACUGGUAUGCAUUGUCGGUCAAUUAAUUGGAGCAUAUGUCAACUCGAUUGUAGCAUACCGCGAUUAUCUCAAAGGUAUGCUCGGCCUGCUGAAUGACGAUUCAGACCGGAUGUCAGAGGUAUGGACACUUCCAUCGAAUCCUCUUAUCAACAUCGACACAGAGCGCUUUUUCGCCAGCACUGGUUUAGCUUUGGAAAAUCUCGGGCUUGAUGGAUACGACAUUAUUGGUGAUAAAUGGUAUUGCUGUGCUCCGACCACCGGUGUCAUUGUCGGCGGAACCCGCGAUGAUUUUUCGAUCCUUCUGUGA